UUUGUUGUUAUGAUCAUUUCUCUUUGUACUUUCAUUUGUAUGCUUAGCCUUAGAUUCAUCACUCAUUAGCAAUUCCUGUUCCGUUUGCUUUGAAGUCAGCGUGUUUAUGCCAACAAACUGGAAGUCAUUCUAUUUCCGUGUGGCAUCCUGGAUUGACAUUAGAGUCAAGAAGAGAGAUUUAUUCUGAGUGCUUUACACACGCACGCACAUUUAUGUAAUCCAUCCUUUGAAUGAAGCAGACAAAAAUAGCAGCUCCGUAAGAACUGUGGGAUGAAAUCUUCAGAAUACAUUAGCAUUUCUUGCUUUAAUGUCAAAUGGGGUCAGUAAAGAUCGUGAUGUGAUGUUUUUCUAAUGAAGUUUGCGCAGUUAUGCACAGUGAAGCAGCGUCCUAAUUGGCGAUGGUACCUGCCACAAUCUGUGGUAAUUAUCCCGAAAAUCAUGUCAUCAGCAUCGCAGCGGGACCCAAUUUGCGUGGAAAUCAGUCCCCGAAGUAGAGGUGCUCCGAAUCGUCUCAUCCUUGCGUCCGUAACACCCAGUAGUAGUUCCCAAAUCCUUCCCAUGAGCUGUCACUAAUCCCAUUGAUUCCUGUAAACCCUUUUCUCCCUGAGUGGCUUUGUUGAUGGCAUUGGGAUCUAUCUACCCGGCCCAAAACAACCCUGCAGGGAUCAUUAAGUCCCUCCCCAUUCUCUCCCUGCCCUUGCGUGCUUUUCUGAUUUUAAGAGAGCUCCCUUUCAUCUCGCAACGUUUGAUCUGGGUGCAAAGGCCACCUGUUCGAGUCGUGGCAAGGAGUGAGGCUUUCAUGCACUCCAAUUUGUACUUGCGCGCCGUCCCCGGGGUAUCGAGAGGGCGUUACUCCUGAUCUUCAUCCAUUAGGAGACAAAACUUAGACGUCAGACCCGGAUGCAGACCUCUCGUCGGCAGACAGAAAAUCUGCCAGCCCAGUUUCUUUGAGUGAGAGACUGCCACGAUUGUGUGUAUUUCUGUCUAGAAGACCUGGUCCACUCAAGGAGUACCUUUCCUUAUGCGGCAUGUAGUCAUGGAAACCAGGCUUUGCACCGGUUUGCUGAGGAUGAUUUACAUGCAUCGCCACAGUGAUUGAGUACAAGGGGGCUGCUUGACGACCUUUAUGGAUUGUGUUCUUGUGGAAUUGAAGGGACGGUGCUGAAAGUGCCUUGCUCAGUGGGAGCCUGCGGCUGUUUCUUUUCUCGGCAGCACGGAAGAGAGAGAGCUUGGCUGGACCACCAACGAAGCAGCACGCAGAGGAAAACCUGUUAACUGCUGCCCAGGGUCUCCCUGCUGCCGUGUUGAGCAGAAUCUUCCCCAGUCGGCUGAACGUGGGCGGAAUAGUGAGCACUUCCUGCCUGGAUUAAGUCCUCUCCUGCAUUUAUGUAUGGUUUACAGCAGUGUUUACUCGUGCAAUCAUCCGCAGACCUCCGCUCGUUGGUUGCCAUGGUGAGAAAGGGGAUACUCCCCUCAGCUUGGCGGUGUGAGAAUGAUAAUGAGGGGACUGUCCAGGACGUUUUCUUGGGAAGGAGUAAGCGCUCAUUCUAACCGGCAAUGGACGUGUUGACACAACAAAAAACUACCUCCGGCAUUAUUCUCUCUGCAAGACGUGAAUGCGUGCCACCGGGUGUCCAGCCGGUGUCCUUACUAAGGCUCCGUGGGGAGACACGUGGGGGUUUGGUGAGCCACGGCUUGCUUCUGCACAUCUAAUAUUCAGUAUUUCUCUGUGCCGACCGAAAGGCUGAAGCUGUGGGUGUAUUUUUCUGUCAUGGCUGCUAUCAGUGGUGGCACAGGAGCGUCUCACGUCGGCUCCACACUCGACCAGGAUCUGUUCGGGGUGGACCAGAGAUGGAGCAAAGAGUGCCUCUACGAGGAGAGCCUCCGCUACAAGCGGGACAAGAAGAUCCGGCUGAACGUGGGGGGAGCUCACUUCGAGACCCGGCUGAGCACACUGAAGAGGCACCCCAACACACUGCUGGGCAGUGAGGAGAGGGAGUACUUUUACAACGACGACACCAACGAGUAUUUCUUCGACCGGGAUCCGGAUAUUUUUCGGCUGGUGUUGGGAUACUACCAGACGGGGAAGCUUCACUACGUGAACCAGGAGUGCAUCUCGAUGUACGACGACGAGCUGACGUUUUUUCGAAUACCUGCCUCGGAGAUCGGUGACUGUUGUUAUGCAGACUAUGAGGAGAACCGAGAGUUGGUCAAGCUGAGGACGAUGAUUGACAGCUUUCACAGGUGUCACUUCUUCAAUCCGACGCUAAUGAGCAUGCGGGAACGCCUGUGGAGGAAACUUUCGUACGACGUAACCGUUACCGGGUUUUGGAUGUCGCCGCCGACAGUGAUCAUGACGUUCGUUGUCUUAAUCUGCACCAUUCUUGCAAUUAUGGAAACCGUGCCUUGUGGAACUUUCGACGGUAGGCCUGAUUCGAAGCGCUGUGGGGAGGAAUAUAAGAAUCUAUUUUUCUACUUGGACACGAGCUGCGUGACGAUAUUCACAUGUGAGUACCUGCUGAGGUUAUAUGCUGCGCCGAACCGUACUGCUUUUGCGAAAAGCUGCCGUAGCUUGAUAGACAUAGUCGCUGUAAUGCCGUACUAUCUGGGUAACAUAAUCGGAUCCAAAUCCCUUCUCGGGUCUUUCCAGACUGUGCGUGUUGUCCGAUUCUUGCGGGUCUUCUACUACUCCAAGGGACUGUACAUCCUGUUCCGAACGCUGCAGUCCGUUGCCAUGGAAAUGGGAUUUUUCCUGAUAUCCUUGUCGGUGACAAUCAUCCUGUUUUCCACCAUUAUGUACUACAUGGAGAAAGCGUUUGCCUUUGGUACGUUCACGAGCAUUCCCGCCACGUUCUGGUUCGCGAUCGAAACCAUGACGACGACGGGUUACGGGGACCUUGUGCCACAGUCGUACAUGGGGAAGUUCAUCGGGGGAGUCUGCUGCAUCAGUGGGAUCCUCCUCAUCACCCUGCCAGUAUCCAUUACGGUGUCGAAUUUCAGCCGGUUGUACCACCAGGUCAUGGACCGGACUGACAUGCGGCAGCACCGUCUCGACGACAUGCAGGUAACUGUUUGUUUGUUUGUUUGUUUCUUUUGUUUGCUGAAUGUCAUUUUGCUGGAUGGAGGACAAAAACUGUUGAUAAUUAUUGUUAUUGUUAUAAUGAUAUGCUAAAAUGUGUUUCUAUCAUUUGUUUAUUGAUUGUCAUCACAUUUGUGGACGAGUGACAAAAAGUGUUCUUCUAAAAUCUCUUUCUAUCAGCGUGACAGAUGACCUGUUAUUUGAAUUUGUUAAUUUCACAAAACCCACCCAUUGCAGGAAAAAGUGACACUCUGUAUUCUAGUUCCACAGCUUCCAAAAAUGGAGUGAA
Molecule: messenger RNA, 3368 nt
Organism: Branchiostoma floridae (Florida lancelet)
Lineage: Eukaryota; Metazoa; Chordata; Leptocardii; Amphioxiformes; Branchiostomatidae
Product: potassium voltage-gated channel protein Shal-like
Exons: 1
Coding region: 1772-3172 (466 amino acids)
Biological process (GO): protein homooligomerization; potassium ion transmembrane transport
Cellular component (GO): membrane; voltage-gated potassium channel complex
Molecular function (GO): protein binding; A-type (transient outward) potassium channel activity
Source: RefSeq, a predicted model, not a curated record